Messenger RNA from Cantharellus anzutake, 604 nucleotides. RefSeq lists its product as uncharacterized. The record is from RefSeq and is a predicted model, not a curated record. The transcript is spliced from 3 exons. Lineage: Eukaryota; Fungi; Basidiomycota; Agaricomycetes; Cantharellales; Hydnaceae. The annotation marks the transcript as partial.
CUGGAGACUGCCAGAACGUUGGUUGACUACGGACAUUGCCACCUGUUGUUACUGCCGUCAGCGUGCGUGUGCGCGCGCAUACGAGCUUCUGAACUACAGCUUUUGGUUUGCUUUGAUUUUGAUCUCCUGCGGCCAUGCGGCGGGAACGUGUCCUCCAGUUCAAUAUGGAACUUCUCAGCCAGAAACGCUGCCAUUUUUGGCCGUGUUUGGGGGUUGUCCCAAGCUCCGCCCACGUCUGAAUCCACAACUCCAACAAGAGUCGCUUUGCACAGCAGACUCCUUCCGCUAGCAGAAUUAGUUUCGCGGAUCGUCUCUGCGGGAAGCCCACUCGUGCAUCUCAACGUUUAUCAUCACCUCCUGAGCUUCGAUCAUUGCUUUGAUCAGUCAAUCAGCCAUGGAUGCCGUUUCGGCAGUCCUGGUCGAAGGCUUAACUAGUGUUCAAGAUGUGCAAAAUCUUAGUCGCCAGAUUGCCACGAAGGCUCUAGUCGCCCGAGGAGGUUAUUCUGAAGUUUACCGAGCAGAAUGGGUCUCGUACGGCGAUGAAGCUCCAAAGCAUUAACAUGCCAUCUGUCGUGGAGGAGAUACGCAAAGCAAUUAAGGUGAG